AAUUGAUACUUAUCCAUUUAUUCGAUUUCUUGCAUCAUCAUGUCCUCCCAUACCAAUCUCCCCUCUCCCAAACAAGUUCCUAAACCGGAUCACCGUAUCUCCGGUACAUCCCAAACCAAGAAACCACCGUCUUCCUCCGUCGCUCAAGACCAACAAAACCUAAAAUGCCCUCGCUGCAACUCUCCAAACACAAAGUUCUGUUACUACAACAACUACAGUCUCUCUCAGCCUCGUCACUUCUGCAAAUCUUGUCGCCGUUACUGGACACGUGGAGGCGCUUUAAGAAACGUUCCCAUCGGUGGUGGUUGCCGGAAAACCAAAAAAUCCAUCAAACCUAAUUCCUCCAUGAACACACUUCCUUCGUCUUCUUCUUCUCAGAGGUUCUUCUCUUCAAUCAUGGAAGAUUCAUCCAAAUUCUUCCCUCCUCCGACAACAAUGGAUUUUCAGCUCGCCGGAUUAUCUCUCAACAAAAUGAACGAUCUUCAACUUUUGAAUAACCAAGAAGUUCUUGAUCUUAGGCCCAUGAUCUCCUCGGGUCGAGAAAACACACCCGUUGAUGUCGGGUCGGGUUUAUCCUUAAUGGGUUUUGGAGAUUACAACAACAACCAUUCACCGACGGCUUUCACAACCGCCGGAGCAAGCGACGGGAACUUAGCUUCUUCCAUAGAGACUUUGAGUUGUUUAAACCAAGAUUUACACUGGAGGCUUCAGCAACAGAGGAUGGCGAUGCUUUUUGGUAAUUCUAAGGAAGAAACUGUUGUUGUGGAGAGGCCCCAACCUAUUCUUUAUCGGAAUCUUGAGAUCGUGAACUCAUCAUCGCCGUCGUCUCCGACGAAGAAAGGAGAUAAUCAGACAGAGUGGUAUUUUGGUAAUAACAGUGAUAAUGAAGGAGUGAUUAGUAAUAAUGCUAAUACAGGAGAAGGAAGUGAAUGGAACAAUGGAAUUCAAGCUUGGACUGAUCUUAAUCAUUAUAAUGCUUUGCCUUGAUUCUUGGUAAUAAAAAGAUCAAGAAUUA
Arabidopsis arenosa is the source of this 1015-nucleotide messenger RNA. The record is from the annotation of a GenBank genome assembly. Lineage: Eukaryota; Viridiplantae; Streptophyta; Magnoliopsida; Brassicales; Brassicaceae.